AUUUAAAUGUCAGUGAACUGUCAAAUAAACACGUUCUGGUUAUUUGUAUUUUGACAAUAGGUGAUAUUUUUGUCCGUUUAAUAUAAUAUAAGUAUAAACAAUGCCUAAAAAUAAAAUUGAUAAACAAAAUUCUGUUACUUUUAAAUUGGUACACAGAAGUCAACAAGAUCCUUUAAUUGCCGAUGAAGAUGCUCCACAAAGAGUUCUUAUACCAAUAAAAGGUAAACAAAAAAACUUGGAUAAUAUUUUUAAAAAGAACGAGCCAGUUAUUGAAGACGAAGAUAUUAAUAAUGAGGACAUCAAAUUCGGUGAAAUUGAAGACGAAUUGGAUUACAAAAUUAAAUUACCCUCAUCGGUAUUCCCUUCAAAAGUCGAAGAAGAAAUCGGUAUGUUGAGAAAAGCUGCUCCUGUAUCAGGGCCUCAGUUACAUUUAGAUCCGGAAGUUGUUGCUGCUAUGGAUGACGAUUUCGAUUAUUCAGAUCCAGAAAAUGAACUUGAAGAUAAUUUCAUAGAAUUAGCAAAUGCUGCAAACAAUUCUGAUGAUGAUGACAUGUCAGGUUGUGAUUCAGAAGAUUUGGACGAAGUUAAUUCUCUAUUGGAUUUCGAUGCUUUCGAAAAAGAAGAAACGAAAUCCAGAUUCACGGAAUAUUCCGUAACAAGUUCGGUUAUAAGAAGAAACGAACAACUCAGUUUACUGGAUGAAAGAUUUGAGAAAAUGUUUGUCGGAUAUGACGAUCAAGAGAUAGGAGCUUUGGAUUGCGAAGAGAUCGAAGGAGAAGUAUCUGCAGAUGAUAUAAUCGCUCGUUGUGCUGGGGAUUUACGACAAUUUCAAAUUAACGACGACGAAUCCGAGAAAACGGAGUUAGCUAAUAAAAUUAAGAAACAACUGGAAGAAGAUACUUUUCAGGAGGAAGAAGAAUUUGUGGAAAUUGAUGAGAAUCCUAAAGAAAAAUGGGAUUGCGAAAGUAUUUUAAGCACUUAUUCGAAUAUUUACAACCAUCCAAAGUUAAUAUCCGAAUCCCAGUCUGGAAAAAUUAAAAUAGACAAAAAGACAGGAAUACCCCAUGCUUUUAAUCGCUCUUCUCUUACAUCAAAAGCUCUAAAUAAAUUCAACGAAGGAAACGAAAAGUUACAGACUUCCUCGUUUGAUCAACGUUCUUUUAUUUCUAUUCGAUCUAAAAAUGAAACACCGGAAGAAAGAAAAGAAAGAAAGAAGAAAGUCAAAGAGUACAGACGAGAAAGAAGACUAGAGAAGAAAUUGAACACUGAAGCGUUUAAAGACGAAGCUAAACGACAAGUUAAAAUUGCUAUAAAUAACAAAAAUAACAUACAAGGAAAUAAAAUUUUGUAAUUUA
Molecule: messenger RNA, 1355 nt
Organism: Diorhabda carinulata
Lineage: Eukaryota; Metazoa; Arthropoda; Insecta; Coleoptera; Chrysomelidae
Gene: LTV1
Product: protein LTV1 homolog
Exons: 3
Coding region: 101-1351 (416 amino acids)
Biological process (GO): ribosomal small subunit biogenesis; ribosomal small subunit export from nucleus
Cellular component (GO): nucleus; cytosol; preribosome, small subunit precursor
Source: RefSeq, a predicted model, not a curated record